Ricinus communis (castor bean) is the source of this 7114-nucleotide messenger RNA. RefSeq names its product histone acetyltransferase HAC1. The transcript has 17 exons. Gene Ontology annotation, cellular component: transcription regulator complex; histone acetyltransferase complex. Gene Ontology annotation, molecular function: chromatin DNA binding; zinc ion binding; histone acetyltransferase activity. NCBI's taxonomy places the organism in Eukaryota, Viridiplantae, Streptophyta, Magnoliopsida, Malpighiales, Euphorbiaceae. Gene Ontology annotation, biological process: positive regulation of transcription by RNA polymerase II. The record is from RefSeq and is a predicted model, not a curated record. Bases 489 to 5735 code for a protein of 1748 amino acids.
UGAAAAAAGAAAAGAAAAAAAAAAAUAAAAAGAUAAUAAUAGACGCUCGCGUCGCAUAAUAUCGGUAUUUGCAAAUUUAUUUUAUCAUUUUUUAUAUUAAUUAUUAUUUUUGGGGCUUUGACGAUUUGACGAAAUUAAUCCCCAAUUGAUUGAACCCUGAAACGAAGAAAACCUAAAAAAAAAAAAAAAGGGGAAAAUAAUUCGGCAAUCGCGUCUACACUUUGGAAUUGGUUAUUUUCUUCGAUUAGGAUUUCUUAUGAUUCUUUAUUUUCUUGUCCUAUUCUUCAUCGUUAAUCGGCAUAAACCGUAAACAGCGAGCUAGCGUGUCUAAUUCACACGUGGGAUUGGGACCAUCAUCAUCGACUCGCAAAAACUUGACGUUUUCUCUUAAUUCGAAGCUUCCGAUCGUUGUUGUUCUUUCUCAAUUGCACCCUUCAGCUGGAGCUAAAGCAGCAUGAGUAGGUUGUUGUAGGUAAAGGUUAAAGGAGAUGAAUGUGCAGACACAUAUGUCUGGGCAGAUCUCAGGGCAGGUUCCUAAUCAACUGCCCCAACAAAAUGGGAAUCCCCAGUUGCAGAAUUUAGGUACUGCUGGCAGUGGGGGUCCUGCUCCGCCUAAUAUGUUCUCCAUGGACCCUGAGCUUCAUAGAGCUCGCAUUUAUAUGCGAGAGAAAAUAUUUGCUAUUAUAUUGCAGCGGCAGCCUCAGCCAGUCAGCGAACCACAAAAACAGAAAUUCAAGGAUAUUGCCAAACGCUUAGAGGAGGGUCUAUUUAAAGCUGCUCAGACAAAGGAGGACUAUAUGAACCUAAAUACCUUAGAGAGCCGUCUUAGUAGUUUGAUCAAGCGCACACCUGUGAAUAACCACAAUCAACGACAUGUGCAACUUGUUAAUCCUUCCUCUUCCAUUGGCACUAUGAUACCAACCCCUGGUAUACCACAUGGUGGGAAUUCCAACUUGAUGGUAUCUUCUGUAGAUUCCAUGAUGAUUGCUUCCAGCGGAUGUGAUAGUAUAGCAGCUACAACAGUGAACACAGGUAGCCUGUUGUCUGCUAGUGGUAUACACAGUGGUUCCUUUAGUAGAUCUGAUGGAGUUCUACCUAAUGGUUAUCAGCAGUCACCAGCCAGUUUUUCCAUUAACUCUAGUGGAAAUAUGUCAUCCUUGGGUGUGCAGAGAAUGACUAGCCAGAUGAUUCCAACUCCUGGAUUUAAUAGCAAUAACAACAAUAAUAGUAACAAUAGCAUUACUAGUAACCAAUCUUAUGUGAAUAUGGAGUCUUCUACUAAUAAUGUCAGUGGUUAUUCAACUGUUGAAUCAACGAUGGUAUCACAGCCCCUGCAGCAAAAGCAGUAUGUCAGUGGUCAAAAUAGUCGCAUAUUGCAGAAUCUUGGCAGCCAAUUGGGAAGCAAUAUCAGAUCUGGCUUGCAGCAGAAAUCUUAUGGGUUCCCAAAUGGUGCUUUAAAUGGCGGAAUGGGGAUGAUUGGGAACAAUUUACAGCUUGUGAAUGAACCCUGUACCUCUGAGGGGUAUGUGACUUCCACACCUUAUGCUAGUUCUCCCAAACCAUUGCAGCAGCACUUUGAUCAACAACAGAGACAACUAAUCCAGGGUGAUGGGUAUGGAAUGAGUAAUGCUGAUACUUUUGGUUCUGGAAACUUCUAUGGCGCUCUAACAUCUGUUGGAUCAGUGAUGAAUUCUCAAAAUAUGACCUCUGUGAACUUGCAGCCUAUGUCCAAAUCUAAUUCGUCUCUGGUAAAUAAUCAAUCAAAUUUACAAGGUAUACAACAAGCUGCGCAUGUAAAAUCCCAGUCGGUUGAUCAAUCUGAAAAGAUGAAUUUCCAGUCUCCAGUACCUUCAAGAGACAGUGUGUUACAAACUCACCAACAGCAGCAAUUUCAGCAACAUCUUCAUCAAUUCCCACAGCAACAAUUCAUUCAGCAACAUAGCCUACAAAAGCAGCAAAACCAGCAGCACCCUCUGUUGCAUGAUACUUUUGAUCAGUCUCAGCUGGCAUCUGAUCCUAGUAGCCAGGUUAAGCUUGAGCCUGGGAUGGAGCAUCACAAUGAAAAUCUCCACUCACAAACCCCUCAACAUUUCCAAAUAUCUGAGCUACAAAGUCAAUUCCAGCAGAAUGUUGUUGAAGACCGUCCCCGGGGUGCACAAAAUCUCUCUCUUCCAUCUGGGCAGAAUGAAAUGUGUUCGUCACUGGCACAAAAUUCGCAGCAAAUGCAACAGAUAUUACAUCCACAUCAAUUGGUUUCAGAGUCUCAAAGUGAUUUUGAUUGCCUUGCUGUUGGGACACCAUCAGAUUCAGUAUUGCAGAGUCAAUGGCAUCCUAAUUUGCAAGGCAGAACUGGCAUACCUAGGAGCAUGUUGCAUGAUCAGCAUGUCCAGGAGGACUUCCGUCAAAGAAUAUAUGGUCAGGAUGAAGCUCAACGUAAUAAUUUAGCUUCAGAAGGAUCAUUUAUUGGUCAGAAUGUUCCUCCUAGAAGCACAUCCGAGAGCCAAAACUCAAAUGGUGUUACAUGUAGAUCUGGAAAUGCAAAUCCUGACCGACAGUUCAGAAAUCAACAGAGGUGGCUUCUGUUUUUGCGGCAUGCUCGUAGGUGUACAGCCCCAGAAGGGAAAUGUCCAGAAACUAAUUGCAUUAAUGCCCAAAAACUGUUGAGACAUAUGGAUAAAUGUAACACAUCUCCAUGCCCAUAUCCUCGAUGCCAUCAUACCAGGAUAUUGAUUCGACACAACAAGCACUGCAGAGAUGUAGGUUGCCCUGUCUGUAUUCCUGUCAAAAAUUAUAUAGAGGCGCAAAUGAGGCCACGCACUCGUCCAGUCUCAGAUCCUGGUUUAUCAAGCAAACCUAAUGAUAUUGGUGAUAAUACUGCUAAGUUGAUUUCGAAAUAUCCAUCAGUUGAAACUUCCGAAGAGCUACAUCCUUCUUUAAAGCGCAUGAAGAUAGAGCAGUCCUCCCGCUCUCUUAAACCUGAGAGUGAAAGUUCUGCUGUGUCUGCUUCUGUAACCGCUGAUUCCCUUGUGUCCCAGGAUGCCCAGCACCAAGAUUACAAACAGGGUGAUACAACUAUGCCAGUUAAGUCUGAGUACAUGGAAGUGAAACUGGAAGGUCCAAUAAGUUCUGGACAAGGAAGUCCUAGUAAAAAUGAGAAGAAAAAGGAUAAUAUGGAUGAUACAAACAGCCAAAGGCCUGAUGGUGAAUCUGUUGCAAGGGAUGAGUCAACCAGUUUAGCUAAGCAAGAGAAGAUUAAAAUUGAGAAAGAAGUUGAUCCCGUCAAGCAAGAAAAUUCUGCACAACCUGCUGAUAGUGCUACUGGAACCAAGUCUGGGAAGCCAAAGAUAAAGGGAGUAUCGUUGACUGAACUGUUCACUCCAGAACAAGUUAGGGAGCAUAUUACAGGCCUUAGACAAUGGGUUGGCCAGAGUAAGGCGAAGGCAGAAAAGAACCAAGCAAUGGAGCAUUCAAUGAGUGAGAACUCUUGUCAGUUGUGUGCAGUUGAAAAGCUGACUUUUGAGCCACCACCUAUAUAUUGCACACCUUGUGGUGCUCGCAUUAAGCGAAAUGCAAUGUAUUAUACUAUGGGAGCUGGUGAUACACGGCACUACUUCUGUAUUCCGUGUUAUAAUGAGGCUCGUGGAGACUCUAUCCUUGCUGAUGGGACUCCUAUUCAAAAGGCAAGGCUUGAGAAGAAGAAAAAUGACGAGGAGACUGAAGAAUGGUGGGUUCAAUGUGACAAAUGUGAAGCAUGGCAACAUCAAAUCUGCGCUUUAUUUAAUGGUCGAAGAAAUGAUGGUGGACAAGCCGAAUAUACUUGCCCUAAUUGCUACAUAGCAGAGGUUGAAAGAGGAGAGCGUAAGCCCUUACCGCAGAGUGCAGUUCUUGGGGCCAAAGAUCUACCAAGAACAAUACUUAGUGACCACAUAGAGCAAAGAUUGUUCAGGAGACUGAAACAGGAAAGACAGGAGAGGGCUAGGGUUCAAGGAAAAACUUAUGAUGAGGUUGCUGGAGCAGAAUCACUUGUGAUUCGAGUCGUUUCAUCAGUCGACAAGAAAUUGGAAGUGAAGCAGCGGUUCCUUGAAAUUUUUCGAGAAGAGAAUUAUCCAACUGAGUUCCCUUAUAAGUCCAAGGUAGUUUUGUUGUUUCAGAAGAUUGAAGGUGUGGAGGUAUGCUUAUUUGGCAUGUACGUUCAAGAAUUUGGAUCAGAAAGUCAAUUUCCAAAUCAGCGGCGUGUCUAUUUGUCCUACCUGGAUUCUGUGAAGUAUUUCAGACCUGAGAUUAAAACAGUGACAGGGGAGGCUCUGCGUACAUUUGUUUACCAUGAAAUUUUGAUUGGAUACCUUGAAUAUUGCAAGAAGAGAGGUUUUACAAGCUGCUAUAUAUGGGCUUGCCCUCCAUUAAAGGGUGAAGACUAUAUUUUAUAUUGUCAUCCAGAAAUACAGAAAACACCAAAAUCUGAUAAACUCCGCGAAUGGUAUUUGUCGAUGUUGAGGAAAGCCUCAAAGGAAAAUAUUGUGGUUGACCUAACUAAUUUAUAUGAUCAUUUCUUCGUAUCUACUGGUGAAUGCAAAGCAAAGGUAACAGCAGCUAGGCUACCAUACUUUGAUGGUGACUAUUGGCCUGGUGCUGCAGAGGAUUUAAUUUAUCAGCUUAACCAAGAAGAAGAUGGUAGAAAGCAGAACAAGAAAGGAACUACAAAAAAAACCAUAACAAAAAGGGCUUUAAAAGCAUCUGGUCAGUCAGAUCUUUCUGGUAACGCGUCGAAGGAUUUGUUACUGAUGCAUAAGCUUGGUGAGACAAUUUGCCCGAUGAAGGAGGACUUUAUCAUGGUUCAUUUACAGCAUUGCUGCACGCAUUGUUGUAUUUUAAUGGUGUCUGGAAACCGUUGGGUUUGCAACCAGUGCAAAAAUUUUCAGAUUUGUGAUAAAUGUUACGAAUCUGAACAGAAACGUGAAGAAAGAGAGCGACAUCCUGUCAACCAAAGGGAGAAACAUGCACUCUAUCCAGUUGAAAUUACUGAUGUACCUGCUGAUACAAAAGAUAAAGAUGAAAUUCUUGAGAGUGAAUUUUUUGACACAAGACAAGCAUUUUUGAGUCUAUGCCAAGGGAAUCAUUAUCAGUAUGAUACUUUACGCCGGGCCAAGCAUUCCUCAAUGAUGGUCCUUUACCAUCUCCAUAAUCCAACUGCUCCUGCUUUUGUAACAACAUGCAAUAUAUGUCAUCUUGAUAUUGAAACCGGUCAAGGUUGGCGCUGUGAAGUUUGCCCUGACUAUGAUGUAUGCAAUGCUUGUUAUCAAAAAGAUGGGGGGAUUGAUCAUCCUCAUAAGUUAACUAAUCAUCCAUCUACGGCUGAUCGUGAUGCCCAGAAUAAAGAAGCUAGGCAACAAAGGGUUUUGCAGCUAAGGAGAAUGCUUGAUCUUCUGGUGCAUGCUUCACAAUGUCGAUCUCCACAUUGCCAAUAUCCAAAUUGUCGUAAGGUGAAAGGGCUUUUCCGGCACGGGAUACAAUGCAAGACACGUGCAUCUGGAGGUUGUGUUCUGUGUAAGAAAAUGUGGUAUCUCCUGCAACUUCAUGCUCGAGCAUGCAAGGAAUCUGAAUGCCACGUACCACGUUGCAGGGAUCUGAAAGAACAUUUGAGAAGGCUGCAGCAGCAGUCUGAUUCACGACGAAGGGCUGCAGUGAUGGAGAUGAUGAGACAGAGAGCUGCAGAGGUUGCUGGUAAUUCUGGAUAACCAUUUUGUACAUAUUAUUUGGCUGUUUUGGAUGCAAGGCUUCCAGAUAUGAGGGAGGUAGACAAAUAUGGUUUUCUGCUGCUCCAUUAGGGCACUGCUUGAAAAGUAGUAGUGCGGGAAAAGUGGCAGGCAUAGGUGUUCAAAAGGGGAUAGACAUACAAUAGUACAGCAUAUUGGUUUAUGAUCACGCUUGUUAGGGAACGAUUUUUUCAUUCAUGUCUCCACGGCUUCCUUUCCCUGCAAAGAAAGCAAGUGCAAUUCAUUGACCAAAGCUGCCAACUUCAUCAGCAGCAGCUAACUAUUUCCCUCGAGUAUAGGAUUACUGAUGUGUGCUAGGCAGUGGCUCAAUUUGGUGAUUCUUUGAUUUUAUCUUGUAUCUGUUUGAUGCCAUCCUUGGUGGCGGUUGUACUAUAAUUGUUCUAAUCUGUCUAAAUGUUUUUCUUACAAAGGAAUGAUGGAGGGAAAUUACUUUCGAAUCCCUCUUUUUCUUUUCUUUUUUUACUUUUUCCUGUUUUUCUUUUUUUUUUUUUUUUUUUUUUUUUUUUUUUUUUUCUAGUUUCUCCUUGAAAUAUUUGACCCACUUUUUGUAGAAUGUCUUGUUAUUUAAAGUUGGAAGAAAUAAGUAGUAUAUUAUAUAAUUACACCAAUUCGUUUGGCAUAAUAGUCUGCUGAUACUGAUGUAUAUAUGUUUGACCAAAGCUUAUUCAGUUUGUGUAAGGUGGUUGUCUCAAGAGCUACGACUUGUGAAUGGAUUGGUCGGGGAUUACGGGAAAUUAAGAUUUAUCAGCCACAUUUGUGGUUUUAACGUAAAAGCCAGAGACUAAAGUAAGAAGUAGCCAGCAGUAUUAGGUUAUUGUCAGUACAUGGCACGCAUGAUGUAACCAAAGUGCUUGCUGGGACAUAAGAACAUACGAAGAAGCUAUCGGAGGAAAUACGGGGAAGUACAGAAAGAUUAAUAAGAUAAAAACUUGUGACAAAAAAUAAUUUAAAGAAAUAAAAUGGUCAAAAAGUUGUGAAGGAAAUGAGAGGUAAAUAGCAAGCGAACGUGGCAGGUUUCUUGGCUCAAAGUAUGGCUGUUUGAAACCCCAUUCCCGUUUCUGUGGUCGUCAUUCUUUUAUGAAUUAGAUUUCUUUUUUAUUUAUUUUAUUUUUGGGUUACAUAUGAAUUAGACUUCUCAAACAUGAACAUAGUUGCUUACAGAAAAGAGAGAGAGAGAUAAAUGCAAAUCUUUGGUGCGUGUAGUGAAGUUGAAGUAGUGAGCAUGUCGAAUUAAUAUUACUUAUGGAAUGAAAAAGAGGAGAAGAAGGCGUUGAUAGUAUUAAUUAUUGUUGGGGGAAGGAAGCAGAUACAUAUAUCUGUAUUAUAUUGUCACAAGAAAA